UUUUUUUUUCUUUUAGUUGAGCCGGGAGAUUAGAGCAAUCAGAUUAGGAGCGUUGCUGUUUCUGUGGCCGUACUGCUGAGCAGAGUGGCAUCCAUCCGUCCAUCCGUCCGUCGGGUGUGUUUCUGCAGCACAGUCUAACUUGUUCCUGCAUCCUGGUGGUCUACAUGCAGCGUACCUCGGACCCGGCGCUCCUUCUGAGGUUUAGCAAAGUCACAUGACCCCAUUUGAAGGUGAGCCAUGAAGACGGGCUCUCAAAUCCGCCUAUUGCUUUGGAAGAACUGGACCCUACGCAAAAGGCAGAAGAUUCGCUUCCUGGUGGAGCUCUUGUGGCCUGUUUUGCUGUUCGUUGGUCUGGUGUGGCUGAGGAAAGCCAACCCGCUCUACCAGCAGCAUGAAUGUCAUUUCCCCAACAAGGCCAUGCCGUCUGCGGGCGUGCUUCCAUGGAUCCAGGGCAUCUUCUGCAAUGCCAACAACCCCUGCUUCAGACACCCCACCAGAGGAGAGUCUCCAGGGGUCGUCUCCAACUAUAACAAUUCAAUAUUGUCACGCUUCUACACAGACAUCUUGGAGAUGUUUAGCGACACAGAGGUGCACCAGCUGAGACGGAUGUGGCAUGAGGUGUCUGCCUUCUCCGACUUCAUGGACACAUUACGCAACAAUCCAGGUGGCGUGUCAGGUCGCGGUCUAAAGAUCGAGGACAUCCUGAAGGACGACGAGCUUCUGACGGCGUUCUUGCUGCGAGAUGCCGAGCUCCCCCAGUCUGUUGUCUACCAGUUGACCAAUGCGGAAAUCCGAAUAGAACAGUUUGCGUCAGGCAUCCCGGACCUGCAGUUGAAGGACAUCGCGUGCAGCCAGGCACUACUAGAGCGCUUCAUCAUCUUCCCGAGCCGCCACGGCCUCCACAGCGUCCGCAAUGCCAUGUGCGCCCUCAGCCAACAGCGGCUGCAGAAGAUCGAGGAUGCGCUCUACGCCAACGUGGACUUCUUCAAGAUCUUCCAACUGUUGCCUCGCAUUAUGGACGGCUCUUCCGAAGGGGUGGACCUGCGGCAGUGGGGUCGCGUCCUCAGGGCGUCGUCAGAGAGGAUACGAGAGCUGAUGCAGCGCAACAACUCCCGGGCACUCAUCAAAGCAGUGACUUCGCUCUUCGGCGAUGGCGGCCCUGCCUCUUUCUCGGAGCUGACGGCGUCCACGUCCAGCCUUUUUUGCGGCUACCCGGAGGGCGGCGGCGCACGUGUACUUUCCUUCAACUGGUACGAGGACAACAACUACAAGGUGUUCCUGGGUGUCAACAACAGCCGUGCCCGUGACACCUACGUCUAUGACUACACUACCACUGGCUUUUGCAACAGCCUGAUGGAGACGCUGGAGUCUAACCCGGUCACCAAAGUGGUGUGGAAUUCUGUCAAGCCCCUGCUGAUGGGAAAGAUCCUCUACACUCCUGACUCCCCUGCCGUCCGGAAGAUAUUAAAAAGCGCGAACACCACCUUCGAGGAGCUGGAGAGGCUGCGCAACAUUGCCAAGAUGUGGGAAGAGGUGGGACCUCAGCUGUGGGCUUUCUUCCACAACAGCGUGCAGAUGAAUGUGAUCAGAGACACACUGGCAAACCCCACGGUGAUGAACUUUGUGGACACGAGCCUGGAGGAUGCCAACGUGACCACCAGAGAUAUCCUCAACUUCCUGUACAGUGGCUCAGAAGAAUGGCGACAGGCAGGAAUGUCCGGCUUUGACUGGAGGAACAUUUUUAACGUCACUGACCAAAUCAUGCACACCAUCAACAGAUAUGCGGAGUGCAUCACUCUGGACAAGUUUGUGGCCUACACGGACGAGUCGCAGAUGAUCCACCAGGCCUUGUACCUGCUGGAGGAAAACAAGUUCUGGGCCGGCGUGGUCUUCGCCGACAUAUACCCCUGGACCACCAGUCUCCCACCACAUGUCAAGUAUAAGAUCCGCAUGGACAUCGACGCCGUGGAGCGCACAAACAAGGUCAAAGACAGGUACUGGGAUCCAGGCCCUAGGGCGGACCCCGUGGAGGACCAGAGAUACAUCUGGGGUGGCUUUGCCUACUUGCAAGACAUGAUUGAACAUGGCAUCAUUAAAGUGCACACGGGUCACGAUUGGCCACUAGGGGUCUAUGUGCAGCAGAUGCCCUACCCUUGCUACGUGGAUGACCUCUUCAUGAUCACGCUGAACCGCUGCUUCCCGAUGUUCAUGGUGCUGGCGUGGAUCUACUCAGUGUCCAUGACAGUGAAGAGCAUUGUAUUGGAGAAGGAGCUGCGCCUCAAGGAGACCCUCAAGGCCAUGGGCGUGGCUAACGGUGUCCUUUGGUGCACCUGGUUCAUCGAUAGCUUUGUCACCAUGGCGGCCAGCACGAUGCUGCUCACCUCCAUCAUUGUGGGUGGCAAGGUGCUGAACUACAGCGACCCGGUGCUGGUGUACCUCUUCCUGCUGACGUUCACCGUGGCCACCAUCAUGCAGUGCUUCCUCAUGAGCGUCUUUUUCAACAAGGCCAACCUGGCGGCAGCGUGCAGCGGUGUGCUUUACUUCACCCUCUACCUGCCGCACGUGCUUUGCUUCGCCUGGCAGGACCGCCUCACCGUCAACAUAAAGAUGGCCGCCAGCCUGCUGUCUCAGGUGGCGUUUGGCUUUGGGACAGAGUACCUGUCACGCUACGAGGAGCAGGGCGUGGGCCUGCAGUGGGACAACAUUCAGACCAGCCCGCUAGAGAAGGACAACUACUCCUUCCUUACCUCCAUCUUUAUGAUGGCGCUGGAUGCCAUACUAUACGGCAUCCUGGCCUGGUACCUGGACAACGUCUUUCCAGGUCAGUACGGCAUUGGUCGGCCAUUCUACUUCCCCCUGCAGCCUUCCUACUGGCACAAAUCUUCAUCUGCAGCUGCUGCCACAGAUGACCUAGUUGCACCAGAAGCAGACAAUGCAGAAAAGGACCCUGAAAAUGGCGGCACACCUGCACACACUGUCAACACCUGUAACGGCUCAGCCAGCAGGAAAACCUGCAAGCACCAAAGCAAACGGGAGCGCCUGGAGAAGGAGAAAGAGCGGCUGAGGCUACAGGAGGAGCAAGAGGAGAAGGAGGAGGAGGAAAACGCCUCCGGGAGGCAAGAGGGCCUGCUUUUGUUUGAGCCGGAUCCAUUGGGUCUGGAGUUGGGGGUUUGCAUCCAGGAGCUGGUCAAGGUGUUCCCAGGAGGCUCUCGCCCCGCUGUCGACCGCCUCAGCCUCAAUUUCUACGAGGGUCAGAUCACCUCCUUCCUGGGACACAAUGGGGCCGGCAAGACUACCACCUUAUCCAUCCUUACCGGGCUCUUCCCGCCCACGUCCGGUUCUGCUUACAUCUACGGAAGAGACAUCCGCACCGACAUGGACACCGUGCGGUCCUCUUUGGGGAUGUGUCCUCAAUACAACAUCCUUUUCAAUCACCUGACAGUAGAAGAGCACAUCCUGUUCUACUCGCUGCUGAAGGGUCGCACGCACGCCGAGGCGCAGAAAGAGGUCGAGGACAUGCUGGUGGACCUGGGCCUACCUCACAAGCGAGAAGACGAAGCCCAGAACCUCUCAGGUGGCAUGCAGAGGAAGCUGUCGGUCGCCAUGGCGUUUGUUGGCGGCUCCAAGGUGGUCAUCCUGGACGAGCCCACUUCCGGCGUGGAUCCUUAUUCCAGGAGGUCUAUAUGGGACCUCCUGUUGAAAUACAGAUCCGGUCGCACGGUGAUCCUGUCCACACACCACAUGGACGAAGCCGACCUACUGAGCGACCGCAUCGCCAUCAUCUCCAAGGGCCAGCUGCACUGCUGCGGCUCACCGCUCUUCCUCAAGAACUGCUUUGGUGCCGGCUUCUACCUGACCCUGGUGCGCCGCAUAAAGGACCUCAAGAAGAAAGAGAACGACUGUGACUGUGCCUCCGACUGUUCCUGCACCUGCUCCAUUUGCACCAGACACAAGGAUCAGUCCCAAAACCUGUGCCUGACAGCCGAACGGGUCCUCGAGGGGAACCUGGAGAGCAUCAGCGGCCUCAUCCACCACCACGUCCCCGACGCCAAGCUCAUCGAAGCCAUCGGUCAAGAGCUCACCUUCCUGCUGCCCAGUCGGUGCUUCAAGCACCGCGCCUACGCCAGCCUCUUCAGGGAGCUGGAGGAGACCCUCGCCGACAUGGGCCUCAGCAGCUUUGGCAUAUCCGACACAUCCCUGGAGGAGAUCUUCCUAAAGGUGACAGCAGAUGGCGAGGCAUUAGCGAGCAAUCCCGCCACCGCUGGUAAUGAUCAACACCUCCCUCCCACGUGUCCUAGCCCUCCAACGUCACACGUGUUGUGUGUUUGUCACCUGUGUUCUUCCCCAUGUCACUUCUUACCUGUAGAAGACUGGAUGUUGCAGAGAAGGAAAAAGGAAGCGGGAGUAGAUGAAGAGCGCUACGAUGCCAUGCAAGCUAACAGCGUUACGCUGCACGCCGCGUCAGACUGCAGCGCUGGCAAAGGCUCAAGGCAGGUGAAAGGAGCCUCGCUGAUCCUGAAGCAGUUUCAUGCACUACUUGUCAAGAGAUUUCAUCAUGCCAUUCGAAGCCGCAAAGACUUUGUGGCGCAGAUUGUCCUACCUGCCAGCUUCAUCCUCAUAGCGCUCAUCUUCACCACCAUCGUUCCACCCUUUGGAGAGUACCCCAGCCUGACGUUGAGCCCCUGGAUGUACGGACCGCAAGUCUUCUUCUUCAGUAAUGAGAAACCCUUGGACCCGACCAUGAGGCACUUCGUAGAACGCUUCUUAAGGCAACCGGGUCUCGGAACCCGAUGCAUGCAAGGGGAACCACUGGGGCUGCCUUGCGACCACGAGCCGUCCGAGUGGCAACGUCCCGACGUGGAUGCCGUGACGAGCAACAUCCUGCAGAGUCCGGAGUGGAACCAGAGGAACCCGUCACCCUCCUGCCUGUGCAGCAGCAGCAGAAAGCUAACCAUGAUGCCCAUCUGCCCCGCUGGUGCCGGAGGCCUCCCGCCCGUGCAACGCUUGGAAGCCACGGGGGACACCUUGAUGGAUCUGACUGAGCGCAACAUCUCGGACUUCUUAGUCAAAACUUACCCAAGUGUCAUCAGAACAAGUUUGAAGAGCAAAUACUGGGUCAAUGAACAAAGAUAUGGUGGCCUGUCCAUCGGAGGACAGCUUCCUAUCCUGGAUGUGGAGCCCAGAGACAUUGAAAACGUUUUCCGUCAACUGGGGCGAAUGCUCAACAUCACGGCGGGUCCACAUUCCAGAGUGGCACUGCGGGAGCUCGGACCUUUCCUACGAUAUAUGGAGAGUGAAUUUAACGUAAAGGUGUGGUACAACAACAAAGGCUGGCAUGCCAUGGUGGCCUUCAUGAAUGUCGCCAACAACGCCAUCCUGCGGGCGUUCUUGCCCACUAGUGCCAAGCCCAUCGAGUUUGGCAUCACCGCCCUCAACCACCCACUAAACCUCACCAAGGAGCAGCUUUCCGAGGUCACUGUACUGACCACAUCAGUGAACGCGGUGGUGGCCAUCUGCGUAAUCUUCGCCAUGUCCUUCAUCCCGGCCAGUUUUGUCCUCUACCUAAUCCAGGAGCGUGCCAGCCAAGCCAAGCACCUGCAGUUUGUCAGUGGCGUUAGCCCUUUUAUCUACUGGCUGUCCAACUUCUUCUGGGACAUGGUGAACUACUCCAUCAGCGCUGCCAUGGUGGUCGUCAUCUUCGUGGCAUUUGACAAAAAGUGCUACACGUCCCCAGCCAACCUGCCUGCCCUUGUAGCUCUGCUCCUGCUCUAUGGGUGGUCCGUGACGCCCAUGAUGUACCCCAUGUCGUACCUGUUCAACAUCCCGAGCACUGCCUACGUGUCGCUGUCCUGCAUCAACCUGUUCAUCGGCAUCAACAGCAGCGCUGUCACUUUCAUCCUGGAGCUCUUCGAAAACAACCGGUCGCUGCUGAUGUUCAACAAGUGGCUGAAGAAAGGCCUGCUGGUCUUUCCUCACUUCUGUCUGGGUCGCGGCCUUAUCGACAUGGCCAUGAACCAGGCGGUCACCGACGUCUACGCCCGUUUCGGUGAGGAGCACACAGACAACCCCUUCCGAUGGGACUUUAUUGGGCGGAACGUUUGCUUUAUGGCGGCGGAAGGUUUUAUCUUCUUUGCUUUCAACCUCCUCAUCCAGUACCGCUUCUUCUUGGACCACUGGUUAUCAGACAGGAAACGUAGCCCGGCGGCAGACGAGGACGAUGACGUGGCAUGCGAGCGACGAAGAAUCUACGAUGGCGGCAGCAAGUCGGACAUCCUGCAGAUCCAAGACCUCACCAAGACUUAUGUGGGCAGCAAAAGGGUGGCUGUUGAUGGGAUCUGUGUGGGUGUUCCCGCCGGUGAGUGUUUUGGACUUUUAGGCGUCAACGGCGCCGGCAAGACGACCACCUUCAAAAUGUUGACAGGCGACACUGACGUCAGCUCCGGGGAUGCUACUGUGGUUGGUUACAGCAUCCUGAAAGAAAUUCUGGACGUGCACCAGAAUAUGGGAUACUGUCCGCAGUUCGAUGCCAUUGAUGAGUUGCUGACGGGCAGGGAGCACCUGUACCUGUACGCCCGCCUCAGGGGGGUGCCCGAGGAUGAGAUCCCCAGGGUGGCAGAGUGGGGCAUCCAGAAGUUGGGCUUGUCGGAGUACGCCGGCCGCUGCGCCGGCACCUACAGCGGUGGCAACAAACGCAAACUGUCCACCGCCAUCGCCAUGAUCGGUUGCCCGGCGUUAGUUCUUUUGGAUGAGCCCACCACAGGGAUGGACCCGCAUUCCCGCCGCUUCCUGUGGAACGCCAUUUUGAGUGUCAUCCGUGACGGGCGGGCUGUCGUGCUGACGUCGCACAGCAUGGAGGAGUGCGAGGCUCUGUGCACGCGACUCGCCAUCAUGGUCAACGGCACCUUCAAGUGUCUGGGUACCAUCCAGCACCUCAAAUACAAAUUCGGGGACGGCUACGUGCUGACUAUGAAGCUGAAGGCGGCAAAAGCGGGUGCGCCUCCUGACCUGGAGCCCGUGGAGGCAUUCAUGGAGAGCAGCUUCCCGGCGUGCGUGCGGCGCGAGAAACAUUACAACACGCUACAGUACCACAUCGCCUCAUCCUCGCUGGCCAGGAUCUUCCAGCUGGUCGUCUCCAACAAGGAGCGACUCGGCAUUCAGGACUAUUCCGUCUCGCAGACCACGCUAGACCAGGUGUUUGUCAACUUCGCCAAGCAGCAGACGGCGGAGGACGACGUGGUCACGCUGCAGCGACGCGGUGUGGGUGCACGCAAGGAUGUCAAAAUCGCGCCGGUGAAAAGGAAAACCUGAGAUGAACUUAUUAACAAGCUACGCGUGUACAAAUAUAUAUUGUAUGUAAGUACUGACAAAUGAAUAUGCAAGCACCCGGAGGCUGUACAGAUGUGGUGUUUUUAAUGGAUGUUUGCAUAUCCCAUUUUUAUGUAAAUGACAUUUACAAAUGAAAGUGCAUGCUGUAUAUUUAAGAUUUGAUUAUGUAAUGCUAUGUUCAUUCUGAGAAAGCAGUGUAGACAAGUGCAGAUCACGAUUUUAUAUUCACCACAAAUAAAACAGUAGACGCUUUAUAUGUAUAUUCAAAAAUGGCCAGCCGUCAUUUAACCCUUCGAUGCACAAGUGAGUUUACCCCACACUCUUCCACCUAUGUGGAACCCACAUAUGGUUCCCUAACCGGGAAUCAAACCUAGGCCGCCCAGAUGCAGGACAAAAACUGUGAGGAAUAACAAUAUUAUGUUUAAUAAAGAACAGGAAUAACAUAUUUCCAAUUAAUCGGCAGAUUAUUCAUUACUCUGCCAAAUAUCGGUAUUGGACUCAAAAAAUCCAUAUCACCACAAAAUGUCUGCGUUUAGGCGUCGCUGUCGGUUUUGAUGAUGUGGAAAAGCGUGACAUUGAAGAGCACCUGGUGUCCAUUGUUCCAGCCGUAGAGCGCUCGCUCGCGGGCGUUGUAGUCCAGCAUGGACAUGUGGAAGUACUGGUUGUGAAAUGGGAUGUCGAUAUACUCGUAUGCGGACGUCCGGGUAGAGUAGGCAUAGUACACCUUGGCGCCGGUCAAAUGCGAGUUGGUGAUGUAGAGCGUGCCGCAGAUCAUGAAAGACUCGCCGGCGUUGCGCUUGGAGUACUCUGUGUUCCAGGUGGCGAGCGGCCGCAAGGUGUCUGGGUCCAAGCGGCUCAGAACCACAUUGCCGGCGUUGCGGUUGGUGGCGUAGACGGCCCAGAGGCCCAGCUCGUCGGCCAUCAGGUCGAUGUCGGAGAAGCCGCCCCACGUGUACGGGUAGACGUUGUGGAAGCCGGCUGAGUCCAGCGCCCUCUGGGUCAGCACGCGGGCCGUCUGUAGGCUGUAGCGCACGAUGAUGUUGCUCUGCAUCUUGUUGUAGUACAGCGAGCCGUUGUAUACCACGUGGUUGGUGCCCGCCCACUUGAAGGGCAAGACGUGUGUGCGAGACUCCACGCCGGACACAAAGUCCGCCAUGGAAUUGUACUGCUUGACGAUCUUGUUGUUGGUGUAGCCGUCCAUGUACCAAACCUGCGGAGAGAGGCCAGCAACAUCAGCAAAAGAGAUGUCAAUUUUUUAGAAGCAAGUUGCAUUUGCCUGA
Molecule: messenger RNA, 8606 nt
Organism: Syngnathus acus (greater pipefish)
Lineage: Eukaryota; Metazoa; Chordata; Actinopteri; Syngnathiformes; Syngnathidae
Product: retinal-specific phospholipid-transporting ATPase ABCA4-like
Exons: 49
Coding region: 238-7308 (2356 amino acids)
Biological process (GO): lipid transport; transmembrane transport
Cellular component (GO): intracellular membrane-bounded organelle; membrane
Molecular function (GO): lipid carrier activity; ABC-type transporter activity; ATP hydrolysis activity
Source: RefSeq, a predicted model, not a curated record